AAGAAAGGUCUGAUCUUUUGAGUUAGAAGAGCGAGAAACACUUUUUAUGAUCAUCAUCCCUGUUUGGGUUGAGGUGGGUGAAAGAUGGCGACUUCUGAUGAAAAGCAGGCGCACGAUCAAGAUGAGUUCAUCUCUUUGGAGCUUCCCGCACCCUCUUCUUGGAAGAAACUGGAUCAAAUCAAAUUGGGGUACAGGGGAAACUCCUAGGAGGUCAACAAGGAUCAUUGAAAAGAGCAAGUCAAGACCAUCAUUGACUUCAGAGAUUGAGACACACAAGAAACGGCGCCGGACUUCCUCUGGGAGAAAGAAGGACAUCAAGGACACGGAGGAAGAAGUAGGAGGGGAAGAUCCCGAAGCUGCAAAAGAAGAAACAGAUGUUGAGGGAAAGAAAGAAGUGAACUCCGCUAAGGAGGAAGUGGUGGACAACAAAGACGAUGAAAUACCAAAAGAGGAGUCCAUUGAGUCUAAGGAAUCAUCCCAGUUUGAAGCAGACCCUAAAGAUGACGAGGAUAGAAAAAUGACAGAGGUUAGUCCGGUCAAAGAAGCAGCGGCUGGAGAUAAAAAUCAGUCAGAGGCGGUCAAGUUGGAGGAAAAUGGUAUUAGCCAAGAUGAAACCAAGAAGGGAACUGCUGAGGCUAAAAAUGUGGAGGCACACCAAUUAUCCCCGAGCAAGGAGUUUCCGGUUCAAACUAAAGAAUGCCAUGAAAGUGAAAAAGAUGUGGAUACUGAAAAUAAUGAUAAUGAGAAAAAGAAAGAAGCAGUGAUAGAAAAUAGUGUUGUAGUUAGUCAGGCUGGGUUCACAAAUGCCCCCUCUCCUGCACCUAUUAGCUGCUGAAUGAAUGGGUUUACCUCUCAUCUUAUGUGUCUUUGUAGCACUGUCUUCCAUCUUUUUGGAUGACUGUAUGUAAUUACUGAGCGUCAUAGAUGUGUAGUUUUCAGGAUUCAAGUUUUUAUUUUCAUGAUAGGCUGACUUGUGUUUCGAGUUUCCACAUGUGUAUCAACUCUUGUAGUAGUUUUACUUGUCACUAAUAAUUGAUAUAAGAAGUCUUUUAAAAUGUCAAAUAGUUGUGGA
This is a messenger RNA of Cuscuta europaea, 1072 nucleotides long. NCBI's taxonomy places the organism in Eukaryota, Viridiplantae, Streptophyta, Magnoliopsida, Solanales, Convolvulaceae. The record is from the annotation of a GenBank genome assembly.